Mastomys coucha (southern multimammate mouse) is the source of this 1762-nucleotide messenger RNA. RefSeq names its product protein kinase C and casein kinase substrate in neurons 1 (gene Pacsin1). Gene Ontology annotation, molecular function: phospholipid binding; protein binding. Gene Ontology annotation, biological process: positive regulation of dendrite development; regulation of endocytosis; cytoskeleton organization. Bases 300 to 1625 code for a protein of 441 amino acids. NCBI's taxonomy places the organism in Eukaryota, Metazoa, Chordata, Mammalia, Rodentia, Muridae. The transcript has 10 exons. The record is from RefSeq and is a predicted model, not a curated record. Gene Ontology annotation, cellular component: endosome; plasma membrane; cytoplasm.
GCGCAGCCACCGCGCCGCCAUUGGCUCUCGGAGAAGCCGCUCUAAUCCGCGCCGCCUCCGCCCCCGCGCGGCGCUGCGCUCCGCGGAGUCUCUGACCUUCCUCCUUCCCGCAGCCCCGGAGAGACGCGCGGCGGUCGUGCCAGCCUUCUCCUCCUCUCCCGGGAAGCCGUCCGGGCUUGAGGCUGGGCCGCCACCGCCCGCUUUGCCGCCCGCCCGGCUGAUGGUGUCCGGUACUCCGGCGCCCAGCUUGUAAGCAGCAAGCCUGCUAACUGCAGAUCGACACCUGCCUGGCUCCCACCAUGUCUGGCUCCUACGACGAGGCUUCCGAGGAGAUCACAGAUAGCUUUUGGGAGGUGGGGAACUACAAGCGGACGGUGAAGCGCAUCGACGAUGGACACCGUCUAUGCAACGACCUCAUGAGCUGCGUGCAGGAGCGCGCCAAGAUCGAGAAGGCAUACGCGCAGCAGCUCACCGACUGGGCCAAGCGCUGGCGCCAGCUCAUCGAGAAAGGUCCGCAGUACGGCAGCCUGGAGCGGGCAUGGGGGGCCAUGAUGACGGAAGCAGAUAAAGUCAGUGAGCUGCACCAGGAGGUGAAGAACAGCCUGCUGAAUGAGGACCUGGAGAAGGUCAAGAACUGGCAGAAGGACGCCUACCACAAGCAGAUCAUGGGCGGCUUCAAGGAGACAAAGGAGGCCGAGGAUGGCUUCCGAAAGGCCCAGAAGCCCUGGGCUAAGAAGAUGAAGGAGCUGGAGGCAGCCAAGAAGGCUUAUCACUUGGCUUGCAAGGAGGAGAAGCUGGCCAUGACCCGGGAGAUGAACAGUAAGACGGAGCAGUCGGUCACCCCUGAACAGCAGAAGAAACUUGUGGACAAAGUGGACAAAUGCAGGCAGGAUGUGCAAAAGACUCAGGAGAAGUAUGAGAAGGUUCUGGAAGACGUAGGCAAGACCACACCGCAGUACAUGGAGGGCAUGGAGCAGGUGUUCGAGCAGUGCCAGCAGUUUGAGGAGAAACGGCUCGUCUUCCUAAAGGAAGUCCUGCUGGAUAUCAAAAGGCAUCUCAACCUAGCGGAGAACAGCAGCUACAUCCACGUCUACCGAGAACUGGAGCAGGCCAUCCGGGGGGCCGAUGCCCAGGAGGACCUCAGGUGGUUCCGCAGCACCAGUGGCCCCGGGAUGCCCAUGAACUGGCCGCAGUUUGAGGAGUGGAACCCAGACCUCCCGCACACCACUGCCAAGAAGGAGAAACAGCCUAAGAAGGCAGAGGGGGCCACCCUGAGCAAUGCCACCGGGGCUGUAGAAUCCACAUCUCAGGCCGGGGACCGCGGCAGUGUUAGCAGCUAUGACCGAGGCCAACCGUAUGCCACCGAGUGGUCAGACGACGAGAGCGGAAACCCCUUCGGGGGGAACGAGGCCAAUGGUGGCGCCAACCCCUUCGAAGAUGAUGCCAAGGGAGUUCGCGUCCGGGCACUCUACGACUACGAUGGUCAGGAGCAGGACGAGCUCAGCUUCAAAGCCGGAGACGAGCUCACCAAGCUCGGAGAGGAGGACGAGCAGGGUUGGUGCCGCGGGCGGCUGGACAGCGGGCAGCUGGGCCUCUAUCCUGCCAACUACGUCGAGGCGAUAUAGCUACCUUGCCCACCCGACUCUCCUCAGUCCUUGUCCACCGCCUUCCACCCUUCCCCUCCUCCUUGCCCUCGCCAUAGAGUUCCAGACAUAUUUUCCGAUCAAGCUUUUAUUUUUUUAAAAGUCAAAACAGAACAAAA